CACUGAUGAUGGGUACUGAUAGACGGCACUGACUGGCAUCACUGCUGGGCACUAACUGGCGGCACUGACUGGCACAACCGCUGGGCACUGACUGAUGGCACUGACUGGCAGCACUGGUGGGCAGCACUGGUGGGUGGGCACAGGUGGGUGGCACUGGUGGGCACAGGUGGGUGGCACUGGUGAGCACAGGUGGGUGGGCACAGGUGGGUGGCACUGCUGGGCACAGGUAGGUGGCACUUCUGGGCACAGGUGUGCGACACUGCAGAGUGGCACAGGUGGGUGCACUGCUGGGCACAGGUGGGCAGAGCUAGUGGGCGCACUGCUGGGCACAGGUGGGCGGAACUUGUGGGUGGCACUGCUGGGCACCGAUCAUCAGGGCACUGAUCAUCAGUGCCCUGAUGAUCGGUGCCGAUCCUCGCUCUGACAACUGCCGGUUCUCGGCAGUACUUUCCUCACGAUCGGACAGCGUGAGGAAACGUGUCAUUGGACACCGCUGAUCAC
Staurois parvus is the source of this 501-nucleotide messenger RNA. The record is from the annotation of a GenBank genome assembly. Lineage: Eukaryota; Metazoa; Chordata; Amphibia; Anura; Ranidae.